AUGGAGUGCACGCCUUUGGAUAUCGUAAUCAAGUUUGCAAAGGACUUGAAGGACGUCAAUCUUUUCUCCAAAAUGGAUGUCUACGCCCUCGUUAACAUCAACGGCAACCACGUAACGAAACAUGCUACUUAUAGCGUCAGGACCUUAUCUGGGAAGACCAAGGGAACUCUGGAUAUCUCCUACAAGUUCAAUGAAAAGUUCACCGCGCCUGAGAUUAAGCAGGCAGAGUCGGUUAUGGCGUACCCUGUGGGCUAUGCCGCUGGAUCAAGUGGCGCUGCUGCGUAUUCGCCACCGGGAGCAUACCCACAGCCAACGUAUGCGCACCCACAGGUUGCGCCAGGAUAUGCUGGGUACCCACCUGGGGGAUACCCACAGUAUCCCCAGUACCCUCCGCCUGGCGGGUAUCCACUGCAGCCGGCUUACGGGUACGGUGGAUAUGCGGCGCUGGUGCAGCAGCCACAUAAACCAAAGAAGAAUUGGGUGGGGGGGGGGGGGGGGGAGGGAUGGCUUGGAGACAUGAUAUCGGAUGUUGCUUCCUAUGAUGCUGGUUUUGAUGAUGGGUUUGAUUUUUAAUUGUUAUUUAUUUGUCUUGACACUUUUUAAUUGUCUUCAAUUCGUUUUAGAUAGAGCGAUUUCUGGGCAUGUAGAUGGAAGAACGAGGAUGUAAUAAAUAAUAUGUGCUUUUGGGUGUAUAUAUUUUUAUUCAAUGUAACUUUUCAUUUUAUUUUUUGUGAGAUCCCUACACA
Molecule: messenger RNA, 746 nt
Organism: Carya illinoinensis
Lineage: Eukaryota; Viridiplantae; Streptophyta; Magnoliopsida; Fagales; Juglandaceae
Product: protein SRC2-like
Exons: 3
Coding region: 1-573 (190 amino acids)
Source: RefSeq, a predicted model, not a curated record